UGUGUCUUCAUCGCCCCAUUAGUCCAUUUGGAAGAUUCACCUUCCGUUCUUUGCAUUAUUGACAGGGGAAUACUACAAAGAAAGGAUUUUACGCUAUGCCGCUGUUGUCGCGCAGUGGCAGCGUCGAGAACCCCAUCGGCAACAAUUCUCGCCCCUACGCACGAAGACGGACGGAACACCGAAACACGGUAUGAGCCAAACUAAACUUACUGUGCUGCAUCACUAUCCCGAGAUCAGCGGAUAGCGGGAACACCGGUGGCAUGUCGGAUCUCGAAGCAACUGCGCCGCGAUGUCUCUGUCCAGCAACGGAGAAAAAUAUCCAAUCGAGCAACCAGUCGUCUGCGCAUACCCCCAACCCCGGCGGAUUUACACCAUGAAACAGUGGGCGGCGAACGGGACGGUAGUGCAGCUCGCGGCGACACAACACUCCGAAGAGUACAGGCCUUAACUACAUUUAUCUCGAGUUUGUGGGAAGAUGGUCAAAAGUACGAUGAACUAAGUCGGGGACUGGAACACUUGGACUCACCCGAAAACCAGCGACAAUGGUACCUUUGUUACUACUAUGUCGUCUUGGUCCUCGAACGCAUUCGGCGGGGUUUGGAGUCAAAAGGGGUCAGAUUCUGGCUAACUGAAAAUUCGGAUGAGGAUCGCCCUGAAACCAGGAUGACUCUCUCCGGACGAACGUGGGAGUUCAAUACUGUCGAGCAUAUGGCUAGGGUCUUGGAAGAAACCGUGAAAAAAACUUCAGAGAGUGUCAAUUCGUACCUGGACCAAAUAAAAGAGAAAUACACAGAGAGGUAUUUGCUUGUGAAGGAUCACCAUAUGCGUGUAUUCAUAUCUCGGCUGAAAGAAUCGCUCUCAAGCAAAGGAGUCGCAGAGGAGUAUUUCAGACCGCCUAGCCGUGAGGGCGUCAUUGUUGAUCUUGACCCAGAUAAAUCAGACCGGUCGCGGGUGCGGGAGACAGGAUGAUGCAGUGCAGGAAUAAUCUGGCGUAAAUUACCCUGACCAAGACUUAAUCGGUGCGCCAGACACGGAAGUCCUCGAAGACCGCAUUUCAUGAGAGAUCCCGAAUGGCAUUCAUACAUAAGACAAUUCAUUCACAUCGACCCGACAGUAAAAGAUCUCACCCCCUUCGACGAUAGUGAAGCUGAUGACGAGGUCACAUCUAGCGGCCUUUCAAUUUUUGCCCGAUCAUUCUAGAUUAAACUUGACGAAUUUGCUAAUAACAGCUUACCUAGGAUGGAUUUGGGGAAGCGAUAGAAAAGAUCCGCCUGCCAGAGCCGUUGGAUUUUCUACUUACCACCGACGGCAAAUGAGAUAGGGUCCUAGGAAGAUGUGUCUAGGUCUUCCAUACUGUCGAUGAUUUGGUUUAGCAGUAGCUGGCCCUGAAAAGAAGGCUUUCUAUAUCAACGGCGACGUGAAGCUUGGUGGUGCUCUAUAUGCCCUGUACUGCGGUAAUGGCCUCACGAUCAGAAAUCCCAC
Messenger RNA from Cladophialophora immunda, 1482 nucleotides. RefSeq lists its product as uncharacterized. Bases 664 to 969 code for a protein of 101 amino acids. Lineage: Eukaryota; Fungi; Ascomycota; Eurotiomycetes; Chaetothyriales; Herpotrichiellaceae. The record is from RefSeq and is a predicted model, not a curated record. The transcript is spliced from 2 exons.